Molecule: messenger RNA, 1521 nt
Organism: Lactuca saligna
Lineage: Eukaryota; Viridiplantae; Streptophyta; Magnoliopsida; Asterales; Asteraceae
Source: the annotation of a GenBank genome assembly
AUGAGGAAAAAAAGAACAGCCACAAGACUAGUCGACCAUAAAGAGCCACAAGAAGUUGAUUUCAACAAUAUUGGUCAGCAUGUUGGGAAGAAACAAAGUAAGUUUGCUAACGAGUGUGGUGUUAUUACGAGGUCGAUGAUUUCUGUUGAAUAUACGAGUUGGAAGAAAGUGCCAAUUGCUCAAAAAGAUAUGCUAUGGUCGGCAAUUAAGAAACAUUGGAAUAUUCCAAACGACAACCGUAAAAAAGAUGUGCUUAAAACAUGCAACAGCCAGUGGAGAGCCUUCAAGAAAAGGCUUAAAAAGAAAUGUGAUAACCAAAGAGAUCCACUUGAGACCUACUCAUAUUUGGAAAGAAGCACAUUGCAGAGCUUUAGACAGAGAAUAUCAUCAGAGGAGUUCCAAGAGAUAAGUGAGAAAGCGAGGGCGAGUUCAAUGCAUAAUAAGAAUCCUGCUCGUGUAGGACCACUUGGUUACAGGGGCAAGAAAGCUGAGUGGGAACAAGAGAUGGCAUCUGGUCAAUUGACACCUCAAUUGUAUCAGAUAAAAAGCGAGCGUUCACUGCAUUAUGUUUUGGGUAGAAGAUCUAAAAAUGAGUUGGGGUUGAACAUAAUACCGCCUACCAUACAACCCAUAGUAGACAAGCUUGUUGAUGUCCAGACUCAAAUCUCUGAAGGAGAUUUGGAGCUCAAUCCAGGAGAGGACUUGUUGACAAAGGUAAUAGGACCGGAGAACCCGGGCCGUACCAGGGCUGUUGGUCAUGAUGUUGGAUUGAGAAAAGGGAUGCAAGGGACUGAUAAAAAAAAGAGGAAAAAACAUGAAAAUGAAACUAUUGUUAAACUGCAGACAACGAUAGAUCUGAUGGGCUCCCAAUUGGCAAAGCUACAAGCACACUUUGACUUACUACAGGGGUCUAGGAACCAUGCCCCAGAUGAUGUAAGCUUAGGGGUUCAACAAAAUAAUUGUGGCUCGACUCCAACAUUAGAUGCUUUGGAUGCGAUACAGAUGCCUACCCCUUGUGAAUUGGUGUUACCCUAUGGGGAGUUGGACCAAAAAUGUGCCAAGGGAUUGGUCUUUCCAUAUGGGAAUGGGUUAAUACACACAUUGCCUUUACGAGAAAAUCACCUGAAGGUUCUGAUAGACGACAUCGAUAGUAGAUAUGAAAAUUUUCCUGUUCCUGUGAUGACAAAAGAAGUUGCUAACCUACAAGGGGCGGUUGGCACUGUAAUUCAAUGGCCCCGGAUUGCAAUUAUUCCUGCAAAGGAACAAAGAGAGAAGAAACAAAUCCCAACCACAAGUUUGGUGCCAACAAUUUCAAGGGCUGGUACAAAAAAGAAUAUACCCAACCAAACAUCCAGCAAGGCGAGGCCGAUUGAAUAUCUUCGUGAUUGCUUGAAGACCAACCAAGUGGUUAACAUUGUAUCCGAUUCUGGGAUUUUGGAAGUCGGGACAUAUGAUUUUUCGGUUACAUGUGAAGAAUAUUUUCGAUUGCUGAGAAACAAACAAUUGAUGCUUCCAUCAUAA